AUGCGGUGGCUUUGGCUCCUGCUGCUGCCUUCGGCGCUGGGCAACGUGAAGCUGGGGAAGCACAUUGUCAAGUACACGGAGGAGAAGCUGCGGCACCUGCUGGGGCAGACGGAGCGGGUCCCGGUGCUGCUGGAGAUCUUCUCCCCCAGCUGCCCGGCGUGCCGGGCCUUUGCGCCCCGCAUGGCCCAGGCGGCUGCCAGGAUCAAGGAGGAGGCGCCAGAGGUGAAGGUGGUCGCGUUGGAUGGGACGGAGGCGGAGGACACCAUGCGCGCUCUGGGGGCCAAGGAGUUCCCGGCGUUGUUCUUCAUCGGCAAGAACAACAAGACAGCGCGGCUGGACUUCCAGGCCGCGGACUCGGCGGAGGCCAUCUGGCGCUGGGCGGCGCGCCUCGCGGCGCCCGCGGUGCGCUCCGCCGAAGCGGCGGAGGCGGCGGCGGCGGUAAAGCCGUCGGGGCUGCCGCGGCUGGUGCUGCGGGCGCCGAAGAUGAUCCCUGCAUUCGAAUCCUUUGCGGAGGAGUACAGGUUGAAGUACGAGGCCUUGUGGGUCCAGGAGCAGCGGCCCGACGCCGUGUCGGUGGUUCAGCACCCGGGCGCCGAGGUGAGCUUCGCCUGGAAGGACGCGGGGGCGGACAGCCUGGACGAGGACGGGGAGCGUUUCGAGGAGUUCCUCAAGGCCCACGCCCUGCCGGCCGUGCUGCUGGUCACAGACCCGAAGAGGUCACUGAAGGCUUUGGAGGCGCAGGAGGAUGCUAUCCUUCUAUGGCUGGUGGUCAACUCCUCCCAGGACGCCUCUUGUGCAGAAAGCUCCUGUUCGGCAGCUAAGGCGCCGCUUCCCUCGGCGGAGGCGGAGGAGGCGUUGCAGCGCGCGGCGGCCUUUGCGCAGCCGCUGCUGGGGGAGGUGGUGCGGAGGCAGAAGGAGGUGGGGAAGAAGGCGCUGGCGCUGGCGGUGGACGCGGCCCGGUGGCCGCAGUUCGCAGAGCAGGAGCUUUAUGUUCUGGACGUGCCGGGGAAAGCGGCGCUGGUGGCCCAACGCUUCCGGCACGGGCCCAGGUACUUCUUCUCAGAGAAUGGCACGCUGCCGGCCAGCGCCGAGGAGCUCAUGGCCUGGCUCAAGGGCCUGGUGACCAGGACCCCGCGGCAGAUGUCGGAGCGCCCGGCCGAGUCGGGGAAGCUAUGGAAGAAGCUGGUGAACGCCGGCCUCGAAGAGCAGCUCCGGGCGGAGCCGGCCACGCUGCUGUACUCCUUCAAGUCCCCGGGGCAAUUGUCCACAGAGGAGGAGGUCAUCGACUUCGAGGACGAGAUGGAAGCCUUGGACACCUUGGCCGAGUGGCUCAACGCCAGCUGCGACCGGCCGCCGGUGCUGGCAGCCUUGGACGUGCGCAAGAACGAGGUGCCGCUGAGCCUCUACGCCGCCGCCAGCAUCGGCAGCCUAAAUGCUCCGAGCCUGUACUUCAUCGAGAGCGAUGCGGGCAAGCCGGCGGUGGGCGUCAGAUGGUCUGGCGAGGUCAGCGAAUUCGGCGCGGAGAGGUCGGAGCCGGGCUCGCGACAGCGCGGUGUGCUGGCGGGGAAGCUGCGGGAGGUCAUCCCCUGGGUGCUGGCCCGGGCGCAAAGCGUCAAGGGCCUGCGGGUGCCCAGCAGCCCCGACCUCAGCGCCGUGCCCGGCGCGGCCGUCGGCGCGGCGGUGCUGGAGGUGGGCUCCGAGGCGGAGCUGCAGGACUUGCUGCGGCGGAAUGUCAGUGGCUUUGUGGAGCGUCGUUUUCUGCUCUUGGACGCACAGGUGACAAAUCUGGAGCCCCCACUGGCCCCCUGA
Effrenium voratum is the source of this 1809-nucleotide messenger RNA. The record is from the annotation of a GenBank genome assembly. Lineage: Eukaryota; Dinophyceae; Suessiales; Symbiodiniaceae.